AGACUGCCGAUUGGUUGGCUGCCUGAAAGAAAGGGGGAGAGAAAGACAGAGAGGGAGCGAGAGAGUGAGAGCCAGAGAGAGAAAGGCGGAGAGAGAGAGAGAGAGAGAGCAAGAGAAACAAAAAAACCUCGCACAGCGGCAGUAGGAAGCAGACUGCAGUGCUCCCGGCUGAGGGGAGCGCACGGCGAAUAGGAUCAGACUGAGGCUGAGCGUCUCCCCGCCCCCUCAUCGCUCCACGACGGCGUGAGUCCGUGCGGGAUUCGCAGAGAGCUGCAGAGGGCACAGCCCGGGCGCUCGGGGGCUGCGGGCAGUGCGUGAGGGAGACCAGAGGGUGCGUUUGUCGGACGCGGCGUCGGGGAGGCGGACGGCGAACGAGGUCUCAGAUCCGGUUCAUGAAGAAGAGGAGGCGGGAUGAGUGUGGACCCUGGGCAGGACACGGGAGCCGCCGCUUCCACCGCCAACGCCACUAAUGGGGACAGCAAGGCCUCCUGGGAGGACCCUAAGGAUCUCUAUGAUCACAUGGGGCCCAUCAAGAAACCCAAACCGGGGAUGAUGCGACGGGCCAGGAAGGUGGAGGGAGGCAUUUUCUUUCCCAAUCCGGAGAAUGCUGUCACCAUCGCCGUAUCAACGCGGGUGCUCUUCCGCACGGAGACGGAACAGAAGAUUUACGAACAGAGGGGUAUUGAGGAGUACCUGAAGUAUCAGGUGGAGCACGAAAAUGAACCCUUUGCUCCUGGACCUGCCUUCCCUUUUGUCAAGGCCCUGGAGACAGUGAACGAGCAACUGCGGAUGCUGUACCCCGAAAGCGAGGAGCUCUUCGACAUUGUGCUGGUCACCUACAACCACGCCCAUGUUGGGGUGAGGCUAAUCAACACCAUCAAUUACCACAACCUUUUCAUUGAGCGCUUCUGCAUGACGGGAGGUAGCAGUCCGAUUGGGUACCUCAAGGCCUACCACACCAACCUGUACCUGUCCGCAGAUUCGGAGAAGGUCCGAGAAGCGCUGGAGGAAGGUAUUGCAGCUGCCACCAUGUUCAUGGCAGAGAAGCAGAUAGAGGUGUCAGAGACACAGCUGCGCGUGGCCUUCGAUGGUGACGCCGUGCUCUUCUCUGACGAGUCUGAGCGGAUCUUCAAAGCGCACGGCCUUGACAAGUUUUUUGAGCACGAGAAAGAAAAUGAAAACAUGCUUUUGGAUCACGGGCCACUGAAGGGGUUCCUGGAGUCGCUGGGGAAACUGCAGAAGAAGUUCUACGCCAAGGGCCAGCGGCUUAACUGCCCGAUCCGCACUUACCUGGUGACCGCCCGCAGUGCGGCUAGCUCGGGCAUCCGGGCCCUGAAAACGCUGCGAGCCUGGGGCCUGGAGACGGACGAAGCCCUGUUCCUGGCAGGGGCCCCCAAGGGCCCCAUGCUGGAGAAGAUCCGGCCCCACAUCUACUUUGAUGACCAGAUGUUCCACGUGAAGGGGGCGGCGGAGAUGGGCACGAUCGCUGCCCAUGUGCCCUAUGGGAUUGCACAGAAGCACCAGCACUACAAAAACCCAGCUAACAAGGAGCCCAAUGCCAGCGACUAGCACAAAUGAUAAACCACGCAGAAAGACUAAGAAUGGAAGAUGUCCACUUACCUUCGUUUGAAUGUUUUUUUUUUCUUCUUUUUUAUCAAGCACACUUUGUGGAGUGUGGAAGAAACACAGAUAUCUGUGCUCAACAUGUGAUGUCGCACCCUGAUACAAACUUCAUUUUACCAAGCAACAACAAAAAAGGCUUCAAACUGCUCCUUUUGGAAACGAACUGCUCGAUAUUCCAAGUCUUUUUAAGACUUAUAUUGUGAUAAUCGCAUGAAACAUCUGUUCACUUGUGCUCUCCAAAUACCUCGACUUUUCAGUUAGGCUUUUGAAUCUUUUUUUGAUUGUUGCAUAUUCAUAUACCUGGGGUGUUUCGAUGAUCAGGUUUGCUGAAGCUACAGACAUAGUCACACAACUUUACAGGUGCAGUGUGUAGAAUUUAGUGGCAUCUAGCGGAACGGACUUGGCACAAAUGAAAUAUAACAUUCAUAAGUAUGUUUUAAUUAGUGUAUUAUCCCAUGAAAAUAAAAAUCGUUGUAUUUUCGUUACCUUAGAAUGAGCCCUUUAUAUCUACAUAGGGAGCGGGUCCUCUUCCACAGAGGCCACCAUGUUUCACCACCAUGUUUCUACAUGUUUUGCUGGGUGGCGCGAUUGCACCAGUUGGAAGACGAAGAAGAAGAAACAAGAGACUGAGUGGUCAUAUAUUGUCUUGGACAAUCCGUUUGUGAAAUAUACGUGCAUUUGUGAUGCCUGGGUACCUUCCAAAAUAGCUGUGUGUAAUACCACAC
Messenger RNA from Anguilla anguilla (European eel), 2348 nucleotides. It is a transcript of the gene nt5c1aa, whose product is annotated as 5'-nucleotidase, cytosolic IAa. The record is from RefSeq and is a predicted model, not a curated record. The transcript has 7 exons. Gene Ontology annotation, cellular component: cytoplasm; cytosol. Gene Ontology annotation, molecular function: nucleotide binding; 5'-nucleotidase activity; magnesium ion binding. Bases 412 to 1569 code for a protein of 385 amino acids. Gene Ontology annotation, biological process: adenosine metabolic process; nucleotide metabolic process. Lineage: Eukaryota; Metazoa; Chordata; Actinopteri; Anguilliformes; Anguillidae.